Molecule: messenger RNA, 4577 nt
Organism: Malaya genurostris
Lineage: Eukaryota; Metazoa; Arthropoda; Insecta; Diptera; Culicidae
Product: tonsoku-like protein
Exons: 4
Coding region: 141-4544 (1467 amino acids)
Molecular function (GO): protein binding
Source: RefSeq, a predicted model, not a curated record
UAUGCGUGCAUGCGUAUUUCAGUUUGUUUCGAUCAUAAACUCUACGGUUUUAGUUUUUAUUUCAUAAUGAUUUAACUGCUAAAAAUGUCGCAGUUUUCUCGUUAGAUUUACAUACUGAAGCAAACGACACCUACUAAAACAUGAGUUCGGAGCUGGACAUGGAAGAGCAGAAGCUCUUGCGUCGGAAGAAAAAAUCUUCCGAAUGUGGUAAUUUGCAGCAGUUGGCGGACUCGUGUCGCAAAUUAGGUGAGUUGUAUAUCGACCGAGGCGAGUAUCGAAGAGCAUUGAAUGAGUUUAAACUUGUGGCUAAGGCAUACCACAAACUCAAAAUGCCUAUGGAAGUGGGCCGCGCGAAUCGGCUUAUUGGAGAAAUGUUCAUGCUACUGGACGAAUUUGAGAAAGCUUUACAGUACGAAAAGGUGUAUCUUGAUAUUGCUCGUCGGGAAGAGGACAACACCGAACUGCAACGAGCGUAUGUUACGAUCGGACGAGCCUAUCUGUUGAAGGGACAGAGUUGCGAGGAUGCCGAAGCGGCCCAGGAACCGUUGGAUGAAGCCGAGAAGGCUUUCCAGAGAAGCUUGAAAUUGAGUCGAGAUUUAAAAGGUGUUGGAAAGCUAGAGCAGUUAGAUAUGGAAGCUAGAUCGUUGCUAAAUCUGGGAGUCACUAAAGAACAUCAGGGACACUUGGAACAAGCUGUCGAAUACAUGCAAAAAGCAAUCAAAAUUGCGAAAAAUAACGAUCUCCACGAGCUGCUUCACCAGUGCUACAUUUCCGCAGGACUUUUGUUCAAUGCGAAACAGAAAAACCAUUCGAAAGCGUUGAAAGUUCUCAAUGAGGCACUGGAAGUAGCCUCCAGGCUACACAACAAAGCAUCUAAAAUGUGCGAAACAUUAUUGAUUAAAGCACAUGUUCUAAUUCGGAUGGGAGAUUUUCAAAGUGCCAAGCAAGCUCUGAAGAAAGCAUACAAACUGAAAACACCCGUCGUAUCGGAUGCAGAGAAUAUUGAACGGCAAUUGAAGGUUCUCGUUGCUAUUUGUCGAAUCGAAGAUCAGUUGAUUUCUACCGGGAGCAGUGAGUAUGCCAAGAAGAAACGCCUCUACGAGCAGAUGGGAGAUGGUGCUUGCAAAUUGGAGAACUACUCCAAAGCAAUAGAUUAUUAUUUAAAAAUGUUGGAAUGUGCUCAAUUAAACGGAGAGGUGGAUCGCGAAUUGAUUCCUAUUUACGUCAGUUUGUAUCAAACGUAUAAGGAUAACAAUCAAUAUGAGGAUUCAUUGAUUUAUCUGUGGAAGGAGUACAACUUGAUAUCGAAUAUUCCGAAAGAAGCUUUCAAUACGUUGCUGAAUAUUGCCGAAGUUUACGAGGCGCAGAACAAGUCUUGUUUUGACAUUGAAGCUAUUUACCGUCGAGCCAGACAGGAAGCGAAAAAAAUGAAAUCAUUAAAACUGGAAAGCGUUUCGAUGAAACGGUGCAUUGCACUUCUGAAAAAGCACGGAAUGGAUUUGAUGGCAGAAAAUCUCGAGAAAGAAGCCAAAGAAGCUGGCAUUGAUUUGGCCUUGGAAGAAACUGUGCUGAGUGAUGACUCCGAUGACGAGGAUCAAGAUGAGACAGAAACCUCGAUUGAGUUCGCAAUCAACACACCGGAUAUUGGAGAGGAUGUCAAUCUUUCCGAGCUAUCAAAUUCGGAUGGGGAAACUGCAAAUAAAUCUAUAACGCAGUCGGAUUCUACAAGGAACACCAGGAAACGUGGCACAUCGUUUCAGGUCCGAAGAAACAACAAAGGAGAAACGCAGUUACAUCAGGCUUGCAUCAGUGGUAACAAAGUACUAGCACAAAAGCUCCUAGAUCAAGGUCAUCCGGUGAACAUUCGAGAUCACGCCGGAUGGCUGCCGCUUCACGAGGCUUGCAUUCACGGUCACAAGGAAAUCGUAGAAAUGUUGCUCGAUCGAGGUGCUCACAUUAAUGACAAAGGCGGAACCAGCUGCGAUGGCAUUACUCCGCUUUACGAUGCCUGCUCCAAUGGAAACUUGGAAGUUGUUCAGCUUCUUCUGGAUAGAGGUGCUAAUUGCACUCUACGGACCGAUUCUGGAGAUACCACGGCAAACGUGCUGGAAGUUUGGUUUCAAAGUGUACAGAAGAAACUACAGAAUGAGCAUAUUUUAUUUUACAACACAAUUAGAGAUCGUAUACUAAUGUGUCUGGAAAACGCCGGUAUCAAACCGGAUGAACUGGCGAAAGUUCCGGAAGCAAUUGAAACACUAGCUGGAGGAACUCGCUCAACUCGCAGGCGAACCAAUCGCGUUUGUCGCUCGGAUUCCGAAUCAGGUAAUGAAAAAACACGAACCGUUCGUACUGCUGCUAGUAAUCGUAGCUCUGGCUAUGGAAGCACCAAAGAAACAGGUCCGACUUCGUCUCGAAAACGUCCAACAAGUCUUCGCUCAGAUACGUCCGAUCUAUCGUCGGAUUCGGACGAAGCUAGAAAAGAAGGAUCACGAGCUUUAUUUCGAGAGAAAAGUUCCACCGGUUCAUCGGGAGUUGACGAUUAUCGCACCGCAAUGAAGGUACUUCGAAAGGGCAAUACCGUUAGGGCCCAAAUAGUAUCCCCCCUGAAAGAUCCCAAUCCUGGUCCGUCAAAAAGAUCUGCUUAUAUGCGCGAGGAGGAAGUCGGUGAUGAUUGGUUGGAGGACGAUCUUUGUCAAAAUACCAAGCGACAAAAAUUUCUAUCCUCUAAAGGCUAUCCUGAAUCGAAUCGAGCAGUAACACGAAACGCGGAGCCAGAGAAUAUUCUUCCAAUUUCCGACCGAACCAUUACUUCAACCGGUUUAGAGUAUGAUUCGGAUAGUCCACAACGAACGGAUAGGGCAUCGUCAGAAGAAAACUCUGCCCCGGAUGCGGUCCAAGUGCUAAUGAAUGCUUCUGGCAAAAGUUUUCAACGAAAGCCGUCGGCACAGCAAACCACGCGCCGACGGCCUUCCAGCACCAGUCAGCGAAAUCAAACAUCCCUGUUGGAAGUGGGCAUCAGUGUAUCAUCGCGAUCGAACAGUCCCACGGCUAGUUUAACCGAGAAGGAUCUACUGCCGGUACCGGUCGAUCACAAAACACCCACAAAGAAUGGAACCGCAACGAUCCAGUUCAGCAACAGAACACCAGUCAAAAUUUUACCACCCAACAUGGUACGUGUCAUGGUGGAAGGAGUUUCCAUUGAUAUUAGCUACGACGAAGGAAGAAUCAUGGAACUGAACGUCGGUUGGUUAAUCAACGAAGUUAUCAAGCGAUACGGAAUCAAACAUGGAAAACGACCACUGUUGAAACUUUUACGUUCCGAUGGUGGUCUUUGCGUGGAUUCCGAUCCGCUGACCACGCUGCUUUGCAAUACCGAAUCUAUCAUUAAUACCUAUGUCAUCGAGUACGACCAACUGCGGUCAGAUCAAUUCUAUGAAGACUACUGUAAACACCGCGAUGUUGAAUUUCUUCCCGAAUUGAUGCAAGUCCUAAGUGGAUUGGAAAAUACUGGAAACCUUGCCUUACGUCGGGAUUUUUUCCGCGGCAAACCUCGCCAAUGGGAUGUUCUGUUCCGGGCUCUCUCUUGCCAUGGUCGCAUACGCGAGCUCAAUCUUUCCUUCAAUCAACUAACGGACGCUGACUUUCAGCCGUUGACCGAGAAGCUAUCCUCGCUCAAGUAUCUGGAAAAACUGAAUCUUUCGAUGAACGUGAUUAGCCAUAAAGGAAUCUACAAUUUGUCCUCCCUCAUAAGUCCGAGUCUUCCGGAUGAAGGAAUAGCGGCUCUUAUGCACCUGACCGAGCUGGAUCUCAGUCGGAAUCCACUGCUGGACCAAAGUCUGCUGGUACUGACUACGGUCUGCCAGCAGCUGAAACAGCUCAUUUUACUCCGUUUGACCUCAACGGCAAUCACGAAUCUAACGUUCGCCUCGCCCCCGUUGGACAUUAGUCGGUUGCAAGUUUUUGAUGUUUCAGAGAAUAAUCUGAACAAAAAAUCGAUAGACUACAUGUUCAGCAAACUGAAUACAAGAAUUUUAACUGAACUCAAUCUUCGAUCGCUUGGGAAACUGAGAGACUUCAUACCUAUUUUUACAAAUGCUGUUCAAGCAAACGAUUUCGAUAUGCUGCGUUCGUUGAAUUUAAGUAACUGCGGCUUAGUCGAUGCUGAUCUCGCUGCGAUUCUCUUCGCUUUACGAACCAGUGCGGAAAAGCUGAAGCACCUGGAUGUUUCGUUUAAUGCUAAACUAACGCAAAAAAGUUUGAUAGAAAUUUUCGAAAAUUUUACUUGCUAUUCACUAGAAUCGGUUCGCUUUCUUCAAAAUCCUUUGGUGCUGAAAAAUUGGGGAGAACAUAUGGUUGACGUUAUUCAUUUCGACCGGGAUAAAUGCUAUCCGAAUCGGGUUGAAUUGAUGGUACCGUUAAAAUUGGACGAUACGUUAAAGGAAGAACUUCAUCGUAGGUUAAGCAGCUUCUGGGAAUGUAUUUGGCCCGAUCGCGCCAUGGUGGAGAUUGAUAAGCACACGGUGACACUGUUGGUGCGACAUUAAAUGAUGAUGAAAAAGUUUUCUAAUAAAACGUGA